CGAUAACUGUGGCACUGCCGAAAAAAAAAAACGUGCGCACGUUGUUUGAUUUCUGAUUUUGUUUUUACUGGAAAACUUAGUGAAAAUAUGGUCAGCAAAGCGCAAAAAGAGGUGCAAUGCGACCACUGCGGCACAAGCCAAGGGGCGAAAAGCGUUUUUUCAGGUCAGAAGGUGUUCCUGGGCAGGAAAAUUACAGAUGUACUAGAGACCAUCACACACAGAAGCAUCCCAUCAUCCUUGCCCAUCAAGAUAUGCUUCGUCUGCACCUCCACAUUCAUGUCCAGCGCGGCACUAAUCGAGAAGGUCCGCGAGACGGUGGAUAGGAUUCAGGCGCAGCCCGAGAAGAGCAAGGCGGCAGAAAAGGAGGUUAAGGUGCCAAAGAAAAACACCACCAUCCGACAGCGCAGCAAAUCCAUAGCGGCUAUUCCGGCGAGCUUUAUUAACACAGAAACAGAGAUCAAUAAUGCUUCGCCGAAGAAACUCGAUAAGACCCCUAAAAAGCACCUAUCUCGACUUUUAGAGGACAAUCUCAACGAUUCCGUGAAGCUGACGCCCGCCAAAGAGGUGUCGUCCACCAAGAAGGUUUUCCUUAAUCUCUUUGGCAACGGCGACAAUGAUGCCAUCGAAGUCCUGACCGAGAGCGAGGAAGAGGAGGACUCGGAUAAAGGCCCUAUCACCAUUAACACAAACAACUUCCAGUGUGCAGAGUGCGCAUUUCACACAAAAUAUCCCAAACCCUACAAGGAGCACCUGCAGAAGGAACAUGGCCUCCAAAGGCCUCGCAUAUACUCCUGUACCUUGUGUAUUAAGACAUUUGGAGUGCUUAAGACCUUGAAAACCCAUUUACGGGACGCUCACUCACGUACUUUUGAAACCGAAGCUGGGGCCAAGGCUAAAGCGAAGGAAAACAAGGAAAAGGAGCCGGAGGUCAAGAAGAAGCCUGAGAAAAAGGCCAAGGAGCCCAAGGUUGUGAGUCAGAGCAAAAAGCCAAAAGAGGGAAAGACCAAAGGGAAAAAGACAGAGGAGACCAAAUCUAAGAAUGGAACCAAGGCAGUUGAGGAAGAAGGCGAAGUGAACAACGAAAACGGUGCGGGCGCAGACAGUGACAACGCAGACAUCAGCCAGGCACCCAAAAUCGCAUCCUUUAAAGCCCUAAAUGAGUCUUUAAUGAAGAAAAGGAUGCUAGAGAACGUGAUGGACUCGGAUUACACAUUUGCCAUCAAUGGAUCCAGUGCCUCCACUCCCAGGGCAGAUUCGAUUAAUUUUCAGUGCGACAUUUGCGACGUCGAGCUGACGACCGCCAAGCAGAUGCAGGAACACAUGAAGACCGCCCACGGCGUUGAAAAGCCAAAGAUAUUCAAGUGCCACGUCUGCGAGAAGGGUCUGGCCACCAAACAGUCGCUGAAGACGCACAUGACUCUACAUAACGAAGGUGCUGAAGUGUCGAACUCCAGCAAGCGAAAGAUUCUGCAGGAAGAGGAUGAGGACGUGGACAUUCUGGGCACAACUCAGAAGGAAAACACCGCCCAGAAUAAUGAAGGACCUAAGCAGUCACUGCACACCCCUGGUACUAAAGGCGCAAAGUCCAGCAGCCGAAAGAUUCUGCAAGAAGAGGAUGAGGUCGUGGAAAUUCUGGACGCUUUUGAGAGUAACAACACUGCGGAGGAUGAUGACGGACCCACAGAAGAAAAGAUUAUAAGACCUAAGAACGAGGUUGAUGGGGGCAUGAUUGCGCCUCGGUCGCCAGCUAAGAAGGCUAAGAAGGGCAAUACCAGUCAGGCAGAUCUUUCUGUGUCCUCAAUCAAUGGCAAUACACCUUCAAAGAUACAAAAACGAAAGAAACAAGACAAAUCUGAGGACACGCUACCCGCAUCUGAUGUAGACGUAGUGGAAGAAAUAAACUACAACGUGAAGCCUCACAAAAAGGCACGCCUGGAGUCCAUUGGUGACUCAACCGCCGACGAGUCCACCCUCAGCUGCGACCAGUGCGGGAAGUUCGUCAAAUCGCGUCAACGCUUAGACUCGCACAUUGAGAAAAAGCACGCCUCCCAACUAAAGUGUACUCUAUGCAGGGAAAUCUACAAGAACCAAAUAGAUUACGUGGCUCACUUCUCGGACUGUGGCUCCGAAAGUGGACUGCCGUGCGGCGUAGCCAAUUGCAAGAAGGUCUUCACGGAGGCCAACUACCUCUGCUCCCACCUGCGCAAGCGCCACCAGUUGCACUAAACUCUCUUUAUUUGUUUAUUAUUAUCAUAUCCUUCUUGACCAAUUUAGUUUUACGUUAGCUUAUUGCUUAGGUAAGUAUCAUUACAUUUCUUUUAAUAUCCAAUGGCUAUCUAUAUAUAAAGUUGAUAAAAGCCGAAAAAAAAUUGCAAUUUAUAACAAGGUUACUUCAUAAAUUUUUAAAUAAUGUUAAUAUUUUUUAAGUUUAAUUCCAAAAGUGCUAUAACACGAGUUUAAUUUGAUUUUUAAGACUAUCAUGGAACACCCCGUAAGUACUCACCAAGAGUAUAUAACUUAGUUUGACCGUAAAAACAAUUUUGUACUGAACGAUAAACUGUUAAUAAAAAAUGGCAAAUAGCUACGACA
Molecule: messenger RNA, 2589 nt
Organism: Drosophila yakuba
Lineage: Eukaryota; Metazoa; Arthropoda; Insecta; Diptera; Drosophilidae
Gene: indra
Product: zinc finger protein CG2199
Exons: 2
Coding region: 88-2226 (712 amino acids)
Biological process (GO): regulation of transcription by RNA polymerase II
Cellular component (GO): nucleus
Molecular function (GO): zinc ion binding; RNA polymerase II transcription regulatory region sequence-specific DNA binding; DNA-binding transcription factor activity, RNA polymerase II-specific
Source: RefSeq, a predicted model, not a curated record